GCUAAGGUACAUAUAUUUACAAAUUCAUAGCUAAGGAAUUUAGAGAAUCAAAAUGGAGUAGUUUGGGUGAAGAAUAUAUUGAUAUUGGUUUAAAGUCAUGAAUAAUACGCCAAAAGUGUCCACUUCGUCUGCAUCGGGUGGUAGAAGACCAAGAAAUUACAAAGUUGUGAUAUUAGGAGAGGGAGGGGUGGGAAAAAGUGCCUUGGUCAUCCAGUUUGUGAGCCACAAAUUUACUGAUUACCAUGACCCUACAAUAGAGGACUCCUACCAACAGCAGGCAAGGAUCGACGAUGAGCCGGCGCAGCUUGAUAUACUCGAUACAGCAGGCCAGAUGGAGUUCACCACCGUGCGAGAGCAGUACAUGCGGCACGGGGAAGGGUUUAUCCUGAGUUACUCAAUAACAGAUAGACGGAGUUUCGAGGAAGUUCUCGCACACAAAACCUUGAUUGAUAGGGUGCGGUGUAACGAGAACAUACCCAUCAUCAUCACCGGUAACAAGUGUGACCUGGAACAAAAAAGAAAGGUAUCAACAGAAGAAGGGAGAAGACUAGCGCACCAGCUGGGGGCGCCGUUCUUUGAGACGUCUGCUGUCCUUAGACAAUGUGUUGAUGAUGUGUUUCAUGGCAUAGUUCGUGAAAUACGAAACAAAGAACAUGCUGAACUAAUUGCUGCUGAAAAACUGGCCAAAAAAAGACUAAAGAAAAAGCGUGUGCAUAAUUUCUUAAACAGACUGAACUUGUUUCGACGGCGGUCACCUAGUUUAGAUGCCUUGGAUACUUGAAGUGUUUAUGUGCAUGCAUGCUUCUUUACCUUUGUAAUAGAGUGUAGAAACCAGUAGGUCGGUUAUCUAAAUCGGUUGUGAAGAUCUAGCGUUACAACUGUGCUAGAAUUUACUCUAGAUCAAUAUACAUGUAGUCAUAAAUUAUCUGUUUGUGCGUAAGUCAGUGUAAAUGGAAAAUAGUAUUUCUAAUAUUUUCAAAACAAUCAGAUUUACAUUGAUAAAGACCUGAAUGAGAAAUAUUUAUUUUGCCUUGUAGAACAAUAUAGGAAAAAGAACAAAAUUGUGUUUUUUUUAAUCAGAUUUCUAUCAGUGUUUAGUAUUUCAAAGGGCCUGCAUUAAUUAUGCAUAAUAAAAGAAACAUUGAAUCCAAACAUGGUUUCAUAAUAUAUUUCUUUUAAGAAUUGCUCCAAUGAAUAAUAACCAUAAUGAUUUUGUGCAAGAAAAAACCUUGUGUAUUUUUUAUAAUGAUGCAUUAUAUGUUGAAUCCAAAUAGAAAUUGCUUAAUAAAUGUACGUUGUUAGUUAUACAUGUAUAUUGUACAUGGUUUUGGUCAUAACAUCAUGACCAUUAUGUGUGACAUAUGACAACUACAGUUUUCCAUUUUCACUUUUGAAACAUAUUUAAGUUAUUGGCCAGUUUACAUAGUACACUUUGUUUAUUGAAUUCAACUACAUUUACUAUGAGUCUGUAGAUUGACAUUAUGUGUUCGCCAGCAUGGGUUGCGGAAUACAAAACAAGGAACAUGCUUAACUUUAUGCUGCAAAAAUAGGUAAAAAAAUACUAAAGAUGUAAGCGAGUGCAUGCAUUCUUAAACAGACUAAACUAUUCAAGUUAUUUAUAUAAGUUUAAAAUUACUAAAGUCACAAAUUUUUAUUGUGAACAGUACUUGACCCCAAAGGUUAGUUGUAAUUAAACAUGACAGAUCACAACUUGAUAUGGCAUUCUGAGACAUACAAUACUAAAGUGUUCAUGUUAAACCAUUGAACACAUGUAUUAUAAAUGGAUAUCAUUUAUAUUAAUCAUACCUCAUCAUCUUUAAAAUGCUGUUGAUUUGUUGCCAGUACUCACCUCUUAUUAAUAACAUGAAUAUUAGUAUACCACAAUAGAUAUAACAUGCAUACAGCGGCCAUCUUAUCAACAAUUAUUUCCUACAAUCUAUUUUUGUACCUUUUAUUUUUGGAUUGUAAUAAGAUUUAUUUGGAAGCAAAUAGUAAGUCUUGUAAUGUUGCAUCAAGUUUAUUUAAAUUUGUACUUAAAUUUAUUUCUGACUCACGUUAAGUACCCAACUGUAAUUCUUCAUCCUACCAUUUAAUUUUUGUUGUACGACUUUUGAUAAAAUUUUGUCAUGAAAGUAGAACAAUAGUUCAUGACGUAAUAAUUUGUUUAUUUAAAAUGGCAUACUUGCAAUAUUGUUUUCUAUCUUGAAGUGCUCUAUUCUAGUCGGUUCACUGUUCUCAGCAGUGUGUUCAUAUUUAUGUAUCUGUUAUAAUAUCGUUUCUUGUUAUCACUAAUUAGAGAUUACAUUUUAAUAAACUUCAUUUUUGAA
Molecule: messenger RNA, 2327 nt
Organism: Mya arenaria
Lineage: Eukaryota; Metazoa; Mollusca; Bivalvia; Myida; Myidae
Product: GTP-binding protein Rit2-like
Exons: 5
Coding region: 98-781 (227 amino acids)
Biological process (GO): Ras protein signal transduction
Cellular component (GO): plasma membrane
Molecular function (GO): calmodulin binding; GDP binding; GTPase activity
Source: RefSeq, a predicted model, not a curated record